AUGACAUUAUUAUUUUUAAAAGAAAUUUGUGUACAAUUUCAACAAAAAAAAUUAUAUUAUGCAACACAAUUUAUCAUAAUAAUUAUACUUUUUAUUAUAAAUGUAUUAUUAUAUCAACCUGUAUUUUAUUCAUUACCCACGAAUACCUUACAUAAUAUAACAAAAUAUCGUAUUGCUCAUUGUAUGACAGGUGCUCCUCGAACACUCUAUAAAGAAGAAUUAUAUGUAGCUUAUCGUCGACAAGCAUUAGAUCAAUUACCAGGUGAUCUAUUUGUUAUUCUACAACUUAUGGAUAAAACUGAAAAUGUACAUGGAGCCAGUAUAACUAAUAGUGGUCCAAAAGGAUACAUCGCUGCAUUGAAAUAUCUUUCACCACGUAAAGUGGAAUGGAUUCCUAUAAAUGAUCGAUUAAGAGCUGCAGAUGAUCAUGCUGGAUAUGCUAAAUGGCAACGUUGUUUGGAGCAUAUUGAACAAGCUGAAAAACAAGAUGGAAUAAAAUAUGAUUUUAUUGUUCGAACUCGACCUGAUUUAUAUUUUGCUAAAGAUUUACCUACAGCUGAUUUAUUACCUAAAAAUCGAAUACUUAUUAGUCCAUACUAUGAAUGUUUACAAGAUAUUCCUUCAGGAUACAAUCAAACUUGGCCUGAUCUUCAAGCUCCUUGUGAUAAAAAUAAUCAAGGACUUUCAGAUUUAUUUGCUAUUAUGCCAAGAACAUUAGCAGAUCCAUAUAUGCGUGUAGCAUAUAUACAAAAUUUACCAAAACAUGUUUGCGGUUCACAAUCUCAUUAUGCUGAAUGUCGAAUUAGAGCAACUUUGUAUAAGGCUAAUAUGACAUACGAAAUAUGGCCUUUUAUAAUUAAAAUUAUGCGACCACUUCAAUUUUGUCAUGCUCGACAUUGGAAUCGUUUUAAUAGUUGGUGUUGA
Molecule: messenger RNA, 924 nt
Organism: Adineta steineri
Lineage: Eukaryota; Metazoa; Rotifera; Eurotatoria; Adinetida; Adinetidae
Source: the annotation of a GenBank genome assembly